AUGAGGCUCAUUGAAGCGCGAAUACUUGUUGAGACGCAAUGUAUUUCUUUUGUGGAAUUUUACGGCGACAAACCGAGAUAUGCCAUUCUUUCACAUACUUGGGAAAGUCACCAAGAGGUCACCUACCAAGAUUGUCAUCAUGAAUCGUCCAAGUUAAAAACAGGAUACGAAAAGAUUCGCAAGACCUGUGAACUAGCACUCGGCGAUGGGCUCGACUAUGUAUGGAUUGACACCUGCUGCAUCGACAAAUCCAGCAGUGCCGAAUUGACUGAAGCCAUCAACUCGAUGUUUUUAUGGUACCAGGAGGCAAGCGUCUGCUAUGUGUACCUCGUGGACAAGUUCGAGGGAUCGACACUGGGAGACUGCCGAUGGUUCAGUCGCGGCUGGACAUUGCAGGAGCUGAUAGCGCCAAAAUUCAUGACCUUUUUCAACAAUUCAUGGGAUUGCAUUGGUAGCAAGAACAGCCUCAUGAGCCAACUUACAGUUAUCACUCCAAUCGACCCUGAUAUACUUCGUCACAACGCUCCAAUUUCAUCCGCAUGCAUCGCAAAACGACUCUCUUGGGCUGCGGGUCGAAAGACGACUCGGGUGGAAGAUAUGGCAUACUGCUUGCUUGGAAUAUGCAACAUCCACAUGCCGAUGCUCUACGGAGAAGGCAAGACUGCAUUUCGACGCCUUCAAGAAGAGAUCAUCAGAUCGACCUACGAUCUGAGCCUUUUAGCCUGGACGCCACCAGUUUCAUCGGAUGUGCUGGAAGAAGAAUACUGCGGCUUUUUAGCUGAGUCGGUGAACCAUUUCGCCUCUUGCUCGGAAAUGUACUCUGUGACUGAUUCCCUCAUGGACGAGGGCGAAAUCAGCGUUUCAAAUAAGGGCCUCAGACUAAUGGCCCGAGUGUGUGUUUUGGACUACUCAGAUCAGGGUUACAGAUACGUGCUGAAGCUGGAUUGCAUGGCUCCUGGUUUCGAAGGAGACUUUUUGACAAUACCGAUGCGUAAGGUGGGGCCUAACACUUUUGUAAGAGCUCAUAGCCGCGGUGAAAGUGGCUAUUCUUUCCACCUUGAGACUGCUUCUUGGGGCGAAAGUGCAUUUUACACAGUUACCCUUCUCACUGCGAUGCCUAGUCUGACCGUACGAUCACCGUUAUCUGUGGCUAGAGGCUCGGACCUUAUCUCUUACAGUCGCUUCACGUUGGUUUCGAUAGAGCUGCCGCCGGACAUAUCAAUAAUAUACGCGGUUGAGACACCUGUCAAGUUCUGGGAUGCGGAAGACCGUGCGUUCUUCGGACCCCAUGGCUCAUACCAAAAUUGGGGUGCCUUUGUGCUCGAGACAAAUACCCUUUUCAUCUGCUUUUGGCAUAAGGAGGAUAUUGAGUGGACCUUCAAGGCAAGUCUUCUAGACAUGUCGAGACCUGAAGUCUACAAUCUAUGGAAGGACCUAUUUCUCUCUGCGGAGCAACUGGGCUAUCAGCAAAUGAUCGUUCAGUAUAUGCUGAACAACAUUGAAGAUGAAAUGGAGUCUUCUGUCGAGACUCAUUUAAAGGAUAAGAAAAUCGCACUAUCUUUCAAAGUCUGGCGCGCUGAGAGUCAGAAUCUAUGCAGCGGUCCGCGAUGGAGGGUUGUGUUCAGCAGGACAAGCUUUGUUAGAGAUAGCUCUUCUGAGUCAGAGGGGGAGUGA
Molecule: messenger RNA, 1674 nt
Organism: Fusarium oxysporum Fo47
Lineage: Eukaryota; Fungi; Ascomycota; Sordariomycetes; Hypocreales; Nectriaceae
Product: heterokaryon incompatibility protein-domain-containing protein
Exons: 1
Coding region: 1-1674 (557 amino acids)
Source: RefSeq, a predicted model, not a curated record